This is a messenger RNA of Fraxinus pennsylvanica, 2124 nucleotides long. The record is from the annotation of a GenBank genome assembly. Lineage: Eukaryota; Viridiplantae; Streptophyta; Magnoliopsida; Lamiales; Oleaceae.
AUGUCGCAUUCUAUCAGUGUCUUUAUUUCCGCAUCCCACUCCCCAAAACUCCCUAGCCCGCCACCCGUGAAACUAUCCCUCCCAUUUCCUGCCAGCAUUUCCCUUUUGCCGGUUACCAGAACCCUACGGAAAACCUCCCUUGUCGUUAAAGCUUCCGAUAAUGGUCCCGGAGGGGUAUUAUCAGCUUCACUGCAGGACCAGGCUAUUUCCGCUGCGCCUGCGGUGGCUGAUCCGAGUUCAAUUGAUGUUGAUGCCGUGACGGAGGCGGAGCUGAAGGAGAAUGGGUUCCGGAGCACUCGAAGGACGAAGCUGACAUGCACGAUUGGGCCGGCAACGUGCGGCGCGGAGCAGCUCGAGGCGUUGGCCGUUGGCGGAAUGAACGUGGCUCGGAUCAAUAUGUGCCAUGGCACGCGCGAGUGGCAUCGAGAAGUGAUACAGCGCGUCAGGAGCUUGAAUGAAGCAAAGGGUUAUGCGGUGGCCAUUAUGAUGGACACUGAGGGGAGUGAAAUUCACAUGGGGGAUCUGGGUGGCGCCUCCUCUGCCAAAGCCGAGGAUGGUGAAAUAUGGACCUUUAGCGUUCGAGCUUUUGAUUCGCCUCUUCCUGAACGCACUAUUAAUGUGAACUAUGGUGGCUUCGCUGAGGAUGUGGAAGUGGGUGAUGAACUUCUAGUAGAUGGUGGAAUGGUGAGGUUUGAGGUGUUUGAGAAAAUUGGUCCAGAUGUCAAGUGUCGCUGUACAGAUCCUGGACUUCUGUUACCUCGAGCUAAUCUUACCUUUUGGCGUGAUGGGAGCUUAGUACGGGAACGCAAUGCAAUGCUCCCUACGAUUUCCUCUAAGGAUUGGUUGGACAUUGAUUUUGGGAUUGCUGAGGGUGUUGAAUUUAUUGCUAUAUCAUUUGUCAAGUCUGCUGAAGUUAUAAAGCAUCUCAAGAGCUAUAUUAAAGCACGGGCUCGAGAUGGUGAUAUUUCUGUGAUUGCGAAGAUAGAAAGUAUUGACUCAUUGAAGAACUUGGAGGAGAUCAUUCAAGCAUCGGAUGGAGCUAUGGUGGCCAGAGGAGAUCUCGGUGCUCAGAUCCCAUUGGAACAGGUUCCAUCAGAACAGCAAAGAAUAGUCCAGUUGUGCAGGCAAUUAAAUAAGCCCGUUAUUGUAGCCUCUCAGUUGCUUGAUUCUAUGAUAGAGUACCCUACCCCUACUAGAGCUGAAGUGGCUGAUGUUUCCGAAGCAGUUCGCCAGCGUGCUGAUGCUUUAAUGCUUUCUGGUGAAUCUGCCAUGGGCCAGUACCCUGAGAAGGCAUUGACUGUUCUAAGAAGUGUCAGUCUGAGAAUUGAGAAGUGGUGGAGAGACGAGAAACGACAUGAAGCUAUGGAACUCCCGGGCAUAGCUUCUUCUUUUGCGGACAGUAUUUCUGAAGAGAUAUGCAACUCUGCUGCUAAAAUGGCCAACAAUUUGGAGGUGGAUGCUAUUUUUGUUUACACAAAGGCAGGUCACAUGGCAUCUCUUCUAUCACGCUGUCGACCUGACUGCCCCAUUUUUGCAUUCACUACCACUACGUCUGUACGCAGACGACUGAAUCUGCAAUGGGGACUCAUUCCAUUCCGUUUGAGCUUUUCUGAUGAUAUGGAAAGCAACCUCAACAAGACUUUCUCUUUGCUCAAAUCCCGGGGAAUGAUUAAAUCAGGCGACUUAGUAAUUGCUGUCUCUGACAUGCUGCAAUCUAUUCAAAAAACCACUGCACAGCUCGUCAGCGACAAUGGACAGCGACAAUGGAGCGUUGUUGUGUGCCAGUACAGCAGCUCUCUGCACGCGGUUGCAUGUAAAGUGUUCAAUGAUCAAAAAGGGUUUGGAUUCAUCACUCCUAAUGAUGGUAGUGUGGAGCUGUUCGUUCGUCAGUCUGCUAAAACUGAAGGUUUUCGAAGCCUAGGCGACAGUGGAAAUGUGGAGUUCGAAGUUGAGUAUGGAAGCAAUGGCCGCGCUAAGGCUGCCAAUGUGAUUGGACUUUGUCGGGCUUUUGUAGGUGGGUGGUAUUCUGUGGGUGGUGAUGACGAUGUUUGUGCAGAUGGAUAUGGUGGUUGUGGUUGUGCUAGCGAUGGUGGUGGUGCUAGCGAUGGUAGUGGUUUGGAUUAA